Dermatophagoides farinae (American house dust mite) is the source of this 396-nucleotide messenger RNA. It is a transcript of the gene mRpL55, whose product is annotated as mitochondrial ribosomal protein L55. Gene Ontology annotation, cellular component: mitochondrial large ribosomal subunit. The record is from RefSeq and is a predicted model, not a curated record. Lineage: Eukaryota; Metazoa; Arthropoda; Arachnida; Sarcoptiformes; Pyroglyphidae. Gene Ontology annotation, molecular function: structural constituent of ribosome. Gene Ontology annotation, biological process: translation.
AUGUCAAUAUCCAGAAAAUUGUUCCAGGUGGGUCGAUUCACCUUUAACGAUGUCACUGUAUCGGUGGUGACCAAGAACAUUCGAGAACUACAUGCAAAUCGUGCUUCGGUUUGCCGUUUGAAACGAGAUCCAAAUGCAUAUCAACGAUUAUUUCCACUAAGGAUAGUGCAUAAAGACGGUUCGACUGUAUUGAUUCGUCAUCAGGUACCUCGUGAGUUGAUAAAAUUACCAUUGAAACUGGAAGAUUGCCAAACAGAACGUGAAAAAAUGGAAUGGCGAUCCCGACGUAAACAAAAAGAAGUAAUUAAAAUCAAAAAAGAUGACACCGACAUUGAAUUUGAUCGUUCCCAAUAUCUUCGUAUGGCCAUUAAAUCGGAUAAAUCCAGAUCCAGAUGA